AAUAACCAACUAUGUCCGUUUUAAAGGUUGCUUAUAUUCCAGAACAUUUCUCCACCCCCCUCUUCUUUGCCCAACAACAAGGAUUCUACCAAGCCAACGGUUUGUCCAUUGAAUUCGUCAAAGUUAUUGAAGGUAGCGGUCGUUUAAUCAACUUGUUAAAUGCAGGAGAAGUUGAUAUUGCCAUUGGGUUAACUGAAGCCUUUGUUGCUGAUUUAGGUAAGGGUAACGACAAGUACAAGCUAAUUGACACUUAUGUAUCUUCUCCACUUUUAUGGGCCAUCAGUACCGGUUUCAAUCGUGAUGAAUUGACCGAUGCCAAGCAAUUAGAAGGUAAGAAGAUUGGUAUCAGUAGAAUUGGAAGUGGAUCGCAAAUCAUGAGUUUUGUGUUGGCCCAUAGUUUGAAAUUUACCCAAGAAUUUUCUGAAUUCCCAAUCUUGAGUAAUUUCAAAAACUUGAGAGAUUCAGUUAAUCAAAAGUUUGCUGACGGUGAUGAAUUGAAAAACAGUGAUGCAUUCAUGUGGGAAUAUUUUACCUCCAAGAGAUACUAUGACAACCAUGAAAUUAAACAAAUUGGGGAAAUUUAUACUCCAUGGCCAUCUUGGGUUAUUAACGCCAAUGCUGAAUCCUUGGCUUCCAAGAAAACCGAAAUUAAGAAUUUCAUUGCUGCUGUUAAUCAAGGUAUCCAAUAUUACCAAGGACACAUUGAUGAAGCUGUUGAAUAUAUUUCUACUAACUUGGAUUAUUCAGCUGAAGAUGCCAAGGAAUGGACCAAGACUGUUAAGUUCAAUCAAAAUGUUGGUAAGGCUCCAUUAGAUUGGGAUUCAAUUGUGGUCAAGACUAGUGAAAUUUUGAAAUUAGCAGGUGUUUUAACCGAUUCUAACGAAGUUGUCUCCAAGAGAUUAGAGCAAACCAUUUUAAAGAAUAACCUUUAGUUAGUUUAUAGAACAAAAAAAAUACAUACGCUCUGUCCGUAGUGAAGUGUACCCUCCGGCUGAAAUUUUUAACUUGCAGCUAGACAAUUAGGCAAUGUCACACUGACCGUGAAACGUAUGCCCAUCAACGCAAUCAUUUGUACAACUACAUGAAUUGGACAUAUAUACAUACCUAUGCAUAUGAUUCCACUUGCAAGAUCGUACAGUGAUGCGAAUACUUACAAAAUAUAUAUAUAUAUAUAUCUAAGUCAAUACUAUAGCGGGAGCAUAGUUGUACAGUUUUCCGGUAACCUAAUUGAAUGUGCCAUUCUCAUUUUCACUGCAUAUAUUGCCUGUAUUACACAUACAUGGGUCUUUUUUUUUAAAUACAAUAUACACUAGAUAUAAAAUGAACCAAAUUAUAU
Molecule: messenger RNA, 1336 nt
Organism: Spathaspora passalidarum NRRL Y-27907
Lineage: Eukaryota; Fungi; Ascomycota; Pichiomycetes; Serinales; Debaryomycetaceae
Exons: 1
Coding region: 12-932 (306 amino acids)
Source: RefSeq, a predicted model, not a curated record